Molecule: messenger RNA, 1668 nt
Organism: Micropterus dolomieu (smallmouth bass)
Lineage: Eukaryota; Metazoa; Chordata; Actinopteri; Centrarchiformes; Centrarchidae
Product: NXPE family member 3-like
Exons: 6
Coding region: 1-1602 (533 amino acids)
Source: RefSeq, a predicted model, not a curated record
AUGGACUUCCUAAAGAGUUUCAGAGAGUUUCAGCAUAAAGUGAACUUCACCAUCAUAUACCCAAGGGUUUCCACUCACCGUAACAUGCAUGACAGCUUCUGCACCUUCCAGCCACCGUCCCCUGCGGACGUUCUGGAGGAACGCCUCCUACUAGACUCCAUUGCUUGGCCUGAAACUUCAAUUCUACCAGAUCCUCUUUCCCUGGAGCAGACCAGUGAUCCUGCCCACAGCAGCUUCACCAUUCUCCCACCAGGGAGGGGAGGAGGAGAGUGGCGCGUAGGGGAUCAGCUGGAAGUUAUGAUCAAAAUGUAUGACUUUAACGGUCGCCCAAAAACGUCUGGGGGAGAUCUGUUAUUCUCCAGGCUGCACAACCUGAAGCUUGGUGCAGGUGUGGCUGGACAAGUGGUGGAUCAUCUCAAUGGCUCCUACUCUGCUGUGUUCUCUUUACUCUGGGAAGGAAGCGCACAGGUUGAGGUGACGCUGGUUCACCCUAGUGAGGCUGUCACAGUGCUGCGCAGGCUGAACAGUGAACAGCCAGACAGGGUUUAUUUCCACAGCCUCUUCCGUUCAGGCUCUCUUUCUGAAACCACUACCUGUAACGUCUGCCUACGUCCAACCCAGCAGCCGCUGUGCAAUUACACUGACCUCCGUACAGGCGAGCCUUGGUUCUGCUACAAGCCAAAGAAGCUGAGCUGUGAUACCAGGAUCAGCCACUCCAGGGGAGUUUUUAAAGAAAAUCUCAAGGCAGGGGAAGAGAAACUCUUUCAAAGUGGUGUCAACAUGAAAGUCUCUGUUCGGGCUUCGGGAGCUGCCAGUGUCACUGUGAUGCCAAAAAAGAAAGGUCAACCAGAGGUGAAGAGCAGCAUUGUGAAGUCUGGACCUUCUGGCUAUUACUACCAGGGUGCAUGGCAAGCAAUAAUUGGUACCAGUGUUCAACAAUUCAACACCUCCUCUGACAUCAGUCAGUGUCUGAAAGGCAAGAAGGUCCACCUGUAUGAAGACUCCACCAUCAGGCAGUGGUUUGAGUACUUCAGAGCAGCACUACCAGAUCUUAAGGAGUUUAACCUGCGCGGCCCGAUGCAAGUUGGACCUUUCAUGGCCUUGGACUAUGCAAGCAACAUCUUGGUGACAUAUCGCUGCCAUGGUCCUCCUCUCAGUUAUACCAUUGUUCCAACCGCCGAGCUGCGUUACGUUGCAAAUGAACUAGAUGGCUUAACCGGAGGCAGCGACACUGUCGUAGCUCUCAGCAUCUGGGCUCAUUUCACCCCUUUCCCCAUGGAGGUCUACAUCCGGCGGCUGCAGAGCAUCCGCAGGGCGGUGGUGCGGCUACUGGACAGGGCUCCAGACACACUGGUCGUCAUCCGGACCGCGAACCCCAGAGCUUUGACUUGUACUAUGGCGCUAGGCUACAGCGACUGGUAUGCGGUGAACGGUGACAAAGUGCUCAGAGCUGUGUUCAAAGGUCUGAAUGUUCAUCUGGUGGAUGCCUGGGAGAUGUGCCUCGCCCACCACCUGCCACACGACGUCCACCCACCUCCUCCCAUUAUUAAGAAUAUGAUUAAUGUUCUCUUGUCCUACAUAUGCCCUCAAAAGGGCGGUUAGAUGUGUGGUUGCUCACUAACUGUAGCAGAAUCAAGUGAAGCAGAUUAAAAAUCACAUUCAGAUUUA